This is a messenger RNA of Gloeophyllum trabeum ATCC 11539, 1672 nucleotides long. RefSeq lists its product as uncharacterized. Lineage: Eukaryota; Fungi; Basidiomycota; Agaricomycetes; Gloeophyllales; Gloeophyllaceae. The transcript has 6 exons. Bases 1 to 1278 code for a protein of 425 amino acids. The record is from RefSeq and is a predicted model, not a curated record.
AUGGCAGACCAGGACACCAUUGACAGUACCCGCGCAGACCCGCAAUUCUACAACCGCAAUCCCGCUGGGGUCAACCAGCACCCGCACUGCCCACGACCAGGCGACGCCGAGAUCGAGCGCAUCCUGCGCGAGUUCCACGCGCAGGCGAUCACGAACCGGAAGCUCAUCAGCCAGCUGCUGAAGAGCGAGUACGGGAUCAUCAUGAGUGACACGACCGUCUCGCGCCGGCGGCGGGCGCUCGGGCUGAGCGGCCAGAUCACGAGCAAGCAGUUCGUCCCGAAGGCGACGCAGGACGCGCUGCGCGCGCAGGCCCGGGCGCGCGAGCGGGAGCGGGAGCGGGCCUCUGUGCGUCCAGCCCGGCCAGCACCUGCACCCCCGUCUGCUACUACGCCGGACGACCUGUUCGGGAGCAGCCCCGAGCCCGAGCCCGAGCCGCUCCCCCAGUACGAGUACGAUCCCCUCCCUCCCGAGGCUUCUGCUGGCAGUGCGACUCCCGAGCCGCUCCCCGCCCCGCCUGCCAGGAAGCGUCGCAGAACCGCAGCACGACGGCAGCAACAACCCCCGCCGGUGACGCGCUGCCUGGUGACGCUGGAGCACGAGCCGCCCGAGACGAUCGGGAAGUGUUAUUUGCUUGGGCACGGCACCCCGAGUGCGAGGAUUCGCCAGCUGGAGUAUGCGUGGGGGUAUAAAGCUGGUACGCUGGAUCUUGAGAGUGCUGAUAAUAAGAUACACUUGAGAGCGGAUAUCCGUUGCUCGUUCGACGACGGCGGGUUCGUCAUCCUCCCCGACCUCAAUACUAUCAAACGGAUAUACAGGGACACGGUCGACUACAUGCUCGCGCACGACGGUGCUAGGCCACCACGCGCCCAUAUAUUUCCCCACGAGUCGGCCACCGCAACCUGGACAUACGACUUCGUCCCACUCAAGCUCCUCUCGCAGAACGUGACCAUCCACCGGCGCUCCCUCGACCCCUCAUCCCAACCCCCUACCUCACCCUCCGCUCCCGCCGCCUACACGUUGCACCACCCCCCCUUCCCGAACUUCCCCAAGCUCGAGUGUGCCGCGCACCCGUUCUUCGCGAUCGCGAACGCGGUGGAGAAGUUCCGGAAGAACGUUGAGACGGUGCUGCGCUACCCGCAUUUGGUGGAGGUGCGGAUGGCGCUGUUGCCGCUGUGGGAUGUGUGGACGGUGGAUCCGCCGGAGGGGUUCUUUGCGAGUGGUGGAGGGCCGGUGGAGGGGUCGUCGUCGUUCCGGGUGUUUUCGGUGGGUGGGGCGUAGCCGCGGCUUUUUGUUACCUGGCGGCAAUCCCGCUAAGUAGGUGGAACGAGACCUCAGAGCCAACUCCAAUGCGCUCAUCCCACCGGCCUUUGCGAGCUCGAACUGCGGUCUUUCUGUGGAUAGAGUGAGAUCGAAACUUGGUGAUGUGCUAUACAAUCUGGGCGGCGCAUUUAUGCCCGCUUCAACCACGGGAAGCGACCAUGGAUCAUUGCUGAAGAACCUGCUACUACGACACGCGGUUGGGAUCUAACGAUUCGGAGCAAAGGUGUAGUAUAGAGGUGCGUGUGGAGUUGGGCGGGGGUAGAAGUGACAACAAGAUGUGGAAUCAAGGACGGAGGGCGCGUGCCCUCUUCCGCUCAGCCUCAGUGUAUGUGCCGUCUUCGUCAAUACAAAU